Messenger RNA from Pseudogymnoascus verrucosus, 2607 nucleotides. RefSeq lists its product as uncharacterized. The transcript has a single exon. The coding region runs from base 110 to 751 and encodes 213 amino acids. Lineage: Eukaryota; Fungi; Ascomycota; Leotiomycetes; Thelebolales; Thelebolaceae. The record is from RefSeq and is a predicted model, not a curated record.
CCUGUAUUACAGACUGCAUUUUAUACUGCUGUCUUCAGUAAGUAGAGUAACUAUACAUUAUCUACCCCAAACAAACCUUACACCCAUUCAUUAUAUAACAACCGCCCAAAUGGCACCAAUCAAGUUGUGGUACUCGUCCGGAGCAUGCUCGCUGGCACCUCACAUUCUCCUGAACGAGGCAGGCAUUGAAUUCGAGUCAGUGAAACUAGACGUCCAUGCUGGAUACCCCGAAGAAUUCCGCCACAUCAAUCCCAAGAUGAAAGUCCCGGUCCUAUUGAUUGAUGGCCAAACCAUCACAGAGAAUCCUGCCAUCAUGACGGCAAUAUCGCAGCUCGUCCCAGACAAGCACCUCCUAGGCAAAACCAAUCUGGAGAUUGUCCGGGCGUACGAAUGGAUGAACUGGAUCUCGGGCGUAGUUCAUGGUCAAGCUUUCGGUGGUCUCUUCAGACCUCAUCGAUAUUCGGACGAUACCACGACUUAUCCGUCUAUCAAAGCCAGGGCGAUCCUGACUGUUCAGGAGUGUUUUGCUACUAUCGACCAAGAUUUGUCCAGUGAGCAUGCUGUUGGCUCGGAUUUUACGGCUGUGGAUGCGUACUUGUACGUCUUUCAUCGCUGGGGGUCGUCGUUGGGGAUUGAUAUGAAGGGGAAGUAUCCUAAAUAUACUGGCUUGGUUGUCAAUUUGGCAAAGCGCGAGUCGGUGCAGGCUGCACUGAAGGCCGAAGGAAUAGAAUCUCAUGUCCCUCUGGCAUGAGUAGCAGAUGAUAUUACCUCUAGCAUGAGCGGAGAUGAUAUCUCUAUAGAUUGGUGUCCAUUAUAAUGCACAUCAAUUCCAUUACUAAGCAAAUGAAACAACACAACUAUCACUAAAGUCCAUCGCCCAAUGUCCGUCCACGGUACGAUAUUAAAAAUACGGCGACUUCGUGAUGCUGUAAAGCGAAUUAUAGUAGGGACAUCUCGCAUCGACAUGUGGCUCAUCAAUGAGCGUAAAGCCGGUUCCCCCAUCACAUCCAAAGCAAGCAAGACCAGCACCAUUCUCAUCAACCCUAUCCCAUCCUGGGCCCUCUCCCCAGGGAUCCUUAACGAAGCCCGCCCAGGCCUUCUGUAUCGUCUUACUCAGCCCCACUUCAACAAGAGUGGCAUUUUCUUUUGGGUAAGUUCCCCAGAUAAGCCCGAGAUCUGCGGUGUGGAACGAACCAAACUUAGGAUAGGUAUUGGGGUCAUCAUUCAGAUAGAUGUUUGGGAAGGAAAUAUUAUGGUAGUAUCUCCAGGCUGGGAGGCCGCUCUGGGCUGUGGCUUGAGCGACGAGCUUAGCUGGCUAUAAGUGACUCAAUUAGCUGGUGCUUCAAAGCGCUGGAACUGAUAUACUUACACACUGAUACACAAGCUCGGUGUAUGAUUGCGCUGCGGCAUAGAACAGAGAAAGACCAUCUGUAUCCAUAAUAGAAUGCACAAGAGAGCUGAACAAGCCGUUCAAUGCUGGGUCCCCUCCAGUCAUUGUGCUCAGAAGAUACAUCAUCUGCUCCUCCGUGAAGUUUGGAAUAUCCAGAUUGUAAGUACGGGCGAGCGUCGUCCCCUCCUGAGCCGAAGUUCCAAUAUACACCGGAACCUGCGCGGCAUUUCCAGCCGCCCGGUUGGCAAGAUAUGGCAGCUCAACCUGCGUCACUCCGUCGGUAACAGCAGUCUAGUCGAGAUCACCACUGGUCACUAUAUUGCGAAUAGCCAGGGCGUCAACACGCUGCAUGCAAGCUAGCUCCACUUUCGAUGAGGUGCCAUUGCAGCCCAGAACUGAGACCAACGCUGCCCAUGAUGCUGGGCCGGAGUCUCGUGGAAUGCCGCUGACUGUGGCUUGACCACUUGACGCUGACGCUGCUCGAAAUGGUGCGAUGAGGGGAGGACCAAAGGUGUCGACCAGCCGAUCGACUGAGGAUGCACCGGACGAUUCGCCUCCGAUGGUCACUUUCUUUGGAUCGCCGUUAAAUGCGUGGAUGUUCUUCUGCACCCAUUGAAGAGCCAGUCGCUGAUCGAGGAAGCCGGGGUUGGACUCGGUGAGAGGAAGGGCUGGAGAGCUUGGGAAGCCGAAUACUGCAGGGGUCGAGUUAAAAUGCAAGUCUGCAGAAUUGAUAUGAGGGUUGAUAUACCGUUUACUCGAUAAUUAAUAGUCACAACUACAAUAUUUUGGUUAGUAGCAAAGCUAGUGCCAUCAAACAUUGCUCUUCCAGAGUUCCCGUCUUGCAGGUUGCCUCCAUAAAUCCAGAACAACACAGGUAGCUUUUUUCCAGAGCACUCAGCAGGCGUGUAGACGUUUAGAAAGAGACAGUCUUCGCUCUCAUCGGAAACAACGGUCUCCGCUGCGGUAGGUUAGCUUAUCUAUCACUGGACGGCAGAAUGCUUAGGACAGACCUUCAUUUCGCUGAUGGCAAUGUUUCCCCCAUUGAUUUGCAUUGAAGGUGUGCUUUGCAAAGCGUUUGAGGGGUUUGGGAGGCAGAAAUCGCCUUGAACCCACAGGGGGUUCAGCGUAAGGGAUUCCGAGGAACUUGUUGACGGUUACCGUCGAGGACGGUAGAGAGGUAGUCACGCCGACAACAGUUCCAGCAUCGACAACAGCGG